Platichthys flesus (European flounder) is the source of this 8315-nucleotide messenger RNA. It is a transcript of the gene slc16a2, whose product is annotated as solute carrier family 16 member 2. The coding region runs from base 962 to 2659 and encodes 565 amino acids. The record is from RefSeq and is a predicted model, not a curated record. Gene Ontology annotation, biological process: transmembrane transport. Lineage: Eukaryota; Metazoa; Chordata; Actinopteri; Pleuronectiformes; Pleuronectidae. The transcript is spliced from 7 exons. Gene Ontology annotation, molecular function: thyroid hormone transmembrane transporter activity; monocarboxylic acid transmembrane transporter activity.
AGGAAACGGAUCAAGUGUAACACACAACGGCCAUUCCUUUAAAGUGCAGCGGCUGAACCAACGUGUUUGUCGAGCCUGUGAAUAAAUAAUAACCACAGUAACAUUAUAACCUACAGUCUUCGACACGAUGGAGGACAACGAUUUGCGGUAAGUGUCGAGCGAACCCUCCUCGACCUUCCUUUCCUAGCCGAAGACACGUCACUAACAGACGGAUAACCACAGCAGAGCAGUCCGAGGAACACUCGGCUCUCUGCGUGAAACCCGAUUAGACCCGAAGUGAAAACUCGUCCCAAAGCAGCCGCACGUCUGCGCGGCGGCUCCACCACCUCUGGGUCCAACCCUCCAUCCGCCUUGGAGAAGGAGGCGGUGGCGAGACGGUUGACUGACGGGCCGUGGCUGUGUUGACACUCCAGAGCCGAGCCAGCCCCCGGGACCCAGACCGGCCGACAUAUUCCAUCUCGUUUGACAGCACAUGAGAGAGGACCAGAGCCGGUUCGUGUCUAUAACCACCGCGGGAUGCUGCGGUCCCUGCGACGGGUCACGGGACGGUGCGGUGCCGAGGCGGUUGAGCGGACGUGUUCACAGGUUGGUGAUUUGUCAGCGUGCAGGGGGAGCCAGAGGAGACGUACAUGUAUAGCGUGAGUCUCGAGGAUUCACAGAGCCACAGGCUCACGUUAAAGGGAAGAAUAGGCGGCGCCUGCUAAUUCCUGGUCCAAGACAAACAUCCGACGACAAUGACACUUCCACCGUUCACAGGUCGGAGUUUAUUCACUGAAGUUGCCGCUCGGACCGGGGCCACGAGCAGCGUGUGAGCGGCUCUUCCUGCCAGCAGAGGAUCGUCUGCCGUCUGACAGAUAGCCAAUCAAAGCGGGUGUUCCCGUCGGCGCUCUUAUGUCAGUGACCUAUAUCUCAUGCAUGUGCGCCAAGAGCCCACAGUAACCUCAGCACCACAGCAGACAGCAUGGGGAUCAACGGGUUAGACAAUCAGGCGCAGCCGUCCAGCGGCGAGUGCCGCACGGAGCAGCCGACGGCAGAUCCCCAGAUGGAGCAGGGGGAUGCUCCCCGAGAAGCAGGCGGCGGCAAGAGCGACCAGGGGCCGGGCAGCGAGCGCAAAAUCGUACAGGAGGACAGCACCGUGCAGCUGAUCGAGGCCGGGUGCAAGCCGCCCGUCUCCCCGGCUUCGGACUCGGAGGCGGGGAUGCAGUCGGCGAGAACCGGACACGAGUUUGUCCCACCCGAGGGGGGUUUCGGCUGGCUGGUGGUGCUCGCAGCCACCUGGUGCAACGGGUCCAUCUUCGGGAUCCAAAACUCUUUUGGCAUCCUGCACAUGAUGCUGGUGAAGGAGCACGCAGACCCAGACGACAAGACGUCUCAGUUCAAAGUGGCCUGGGUCGGGGCCCUGGCCAUGGGCAUGAUCUUCUUCUGUUCCCCAGUGGUCAGCAUGUUCACCGACCGCUUUGGCUGCAGGAAGACGGCUGUCUGCGGUGCACUGCUGGCUUUCAUAGGCUUGAUCAGUACAUCCUUUGCAAACUCCCUCGGCCUUCGUUAUUUUACUUACGGAAUACUGUUCGGCUGUGGCUCCUCAUUCGCGUUCCAGCCCUCGUUGGUCAUCCUCGGCCACUACUUUCGUCGACGCCUGGGACUGGCCAAUGGCAUAGUGACAGCCGGUGCCAGCCUCUUCUCCAUGGGCCUCCCAGUUUUCCUCAACAAGGUGGUGGAACCUCUGGGCCUCAGCAGGACCUUCCAGAUCCUCAGCCUCUUCAUGCUGGUCCAGGCGCUGCUGGCGCUGGCGUUCAGACCUUUAAUGCCUGCUGGAGGAGGCAUGGGACCCCCGGGCAUGGGUCCUGGCUCUGCUGAGCCCCAAACCCAGUCGGGGGCUACUGCUCAGGGUGCGAGCUGUUGGAGCAGGGCUCUAUCUGGGUUCAGGAAAUACUUCAACCUGCGUGUGUUUCACAUUGUGACAUAUCGGCUGUGGGCGUUUGGAGUGGCUACCGCUGUGCUUGGCUACUUUGUACCGUAUAUACAUCUGAUGAACUUUGUGAAGGAGCGCUUCGAGGGGACCGAGAAGGAUUGGGUUCUCCUGGUUUGCAUAGGAGCUUCGUCUGGGGUGGGACGCCUUGCUUUCGGAAAGAUCGGAGACCUCAUUCCAGGCCUUCAAAAGAUCUACAUGCAGGUGGUGUCCUUCAUCGCUCUUGGCCUGAUGUCCAUUUUGAUUCCUCAAUGCCAUGCGUUUGAGGCGCUGGCGGUAGUGUGUGUGUUCCUGGGCUUGUGUGACGGCUGCUUCCUCACAAUGAUGGCGCCCAUAGCUUUCGAGCUGGUCGGGCCCAUGAAGGCCUCACAGGCCAUAGGAUACCUGCUGGGCCUCAUGGCUCUUCCCAUGACGGCGGGUCCACCCAUCGCUGGUCUCCUACAUGAUUACUUUGGGAACUACACAGUAGCCUUCUCCCUGGCUGGGGUGCCUCCUAUGGUGGGGGCCGUGGUGCUGUUCUUUGUGCCCCUGAUGCACUCCAGGCUCCAGCGAGGCAAGGCCGGGGCAUCACCAGAGGAGACGUCCACCACCGCCCACAUGUUGCCCACCACGCCACAAGCAGAGGAGCCAAAGAGCUGCACCAAUGGAGACAUCCUCCCCGGCUACACUGACGUAGAGACCCACAUCUGAGUCGCACUGUACAAAGGGAUUCAGCCCACCAGCACCUUUUCUCAUCCUUCGCUCCUCACAACCAGAGCUCUCAACCAUGGACUUCUGUUUGCUGACCUUAGCCCUCAUUGGCUGUUUUGUUAUUAUUACAUGGAGAGAAGUGGAAAAGGGCACUCUGGCUACAAACUGCAGAAAGGGCAAAAAACAGGUGCAUCAGGGUAGUAUGAUGGACACAUUUAGGGAGGAUAAGCACAACAAAGUCUUUACUCUGAUUUUUUCAUCAGUGGGGACUCUGUAGUAAUAUAAACUUUACCUCCAAGAGGAAAGAAAGGAAUAGAUUUUACCUGACAGUGGUAGUUUCUGAUUUCACAGCAAGUUUGACCAGAAAUAUAUUAUAUUACAUAUAUUUUCUUGUCAUAAAAAUGAAGAAUAGUCAUAUUUAUGACUAAAAAUGACUAUUCUUUGUUUUAGAUUCCUUGUAAACCCAUUGUGAGGUAUAUAAAAAAUGAACAAGUGAAGGGAUAAAUUCUCAAUUUCUUUACGUAGUACCUCAUGCAUCAAAGUUUUCUCAACACACUGCAGGUUUUACUUUAUUCUACUGUUUUCUGCUGAGCCAGCGACAAGAGAAACAUAUGUACAGUACAUGUUGUAAAUGUCAGUUGAAAGUUCCUCUGAGAGAUCAACAACCAGACACAAUCACCUCAGUUCAACUGCACACUGUUCCAAACCGUGCUCAAAGGGUCUCAAACUCAACUACUCAACCAUCCUGCCUGCACGGGAGACACAUAUGUGACUUAGGCAGCUGCUGAUUCCACUGAUUUAUUUGCCACGGACUUGUGUGUUAGAUCUUCCAGUGUUAUAUUAUAGGUCAGUUCACUCAGAGGUGAGCAGUGAGAUCAGUGCAUCUCCUACACGGAUCACCGAGAGGAAACACCACAGUCGAUACAAGGUCAGCCUUAACUUUCAGCUUUCGAUUACGUUUGCUUCUCCAAUAAUUCAACACUUCAUUUGUCUUAUUGGCCUUUAAAAUCUUUAGUAGGGUGCUAGAUAAAUCUACAUGAACUGUUUGCUAUGAAUAGUUUUUUAGUGUGCACACUGUCUACUCAUAUUAGUAGAAAAAGCUGGAAUCAAGCAGGCCUCAUGGCAGAUAGACGAUUGUCCUUAACUUUAGAUUUUCAUCAUAAUAACAAAAGGCAUUUUUGGACAUUUUUUAUCUUGAGUUAUCCUGUGUAUGAAUGAGUGUCUGUGUGAGUACUUGUUUUUGUUGCCACUUUAGGACCUUUUCCUGCAUAAAGACUGACCUCGUCAGGACCAGUAGACCUCAUGGGGACCACAGCUUGGUCCUGAUGGGGCAAAACUGAAUUUUUGAGCCUCUGGUUAAGGUUAGAGUUAAUAUGUGAAUGGUGGUUAGAUUAAGGUAAGGGUUGAUUAUGAAUUGUUCAUGGUAAAGGUUAGGAAUAAAGUCCACCACGAUUUAAAGUCGUUGCAGAGUCCUAGUCAGGAUGGCUGCACAAAAAAAACCUGUGUGCGUUUGUGUGUGUGCGUGUACAUGGGCACGUGUGUGUCUGUGUGCGACACCUGUGCAUCUGAAUUAGUAGUAGAGGCAGUUCUGUAAUAUGAAACUACGAUGUUACAGUCUGUUGAUAAGAAGGGGACUUCUGAGAUUAAAACUGCCAAACGGCCACUUCACAGAAACAAUGAAUCUGCUGCUGUAGUUUAGUCUAAUCAUGAGCACCUCCAUCACUGUGUCAGCAGCUGUGAAACAGAACGUUACAGCCUGCUGUCUUAGAUUACAAUGGACUCUAAUGAACAGAUGUGAAGUAGAGCUGCAAUAAUGGACAGUUUUUAGUGUUUUGAGUUUGGGUUACACUCUUUAUUAUCUGCGUAGCUGAAUACCAGUGGGGGGUGGGGGGGGUGUAGUAGGAACAGGGAAAAGGAAACGCCCUGGUGUUGAGGUGGUAUUCCUUUCUUUCAACGCCCCGUGUUGCUUUCACUGCCAUUAUUCAGUCUGUGUUACAACACUUAAGGACCGUACAGCUACACAAACCUUACUGCUGGGUGUAGCUUUUUUUGGUGUGUGUUUGUGUUUUGGGAUGAUGACGCCAGAUUACAAACUGUUCUGAAUAGGAAACACUUAUACCUCAGUGAUCAAUCAAUCAAUCAUUCCUCAGCUGUUUAGGUGUGAACGCUUGGACAUUCUUCAUUAUCUUUGUGGUUUGUUGAUGCAGUCUGAGUCUUAAAACCAUUAAGUUGCCAAAUGCUAGUUUUUUUUUCACAUCCUCUGAACAAAGCUCAUUAGUGUCCGUUUAAGCUUUAUGAAAAACUGACUUCCCUUCCUCAUGAUCAGUUGGUGCAAGAUAUAUCCUUCCCAUUGUGUUUUUGCCUUUCCAUCCAUUUGGCCUGAUGUUUUUCAUCAUUUACUACGGAAUUUCUAGUUGUCAGUUGCUGUAGCUUGUCUUUAUCACGGCCUGAUUUCCUUGUCUGCAAUUCAAAAUGCAGUUAAUUUAAAAUGUCUAAAAUUCUUAACUGAAGUGCGGUGGUAUUUAACCAUGAGCAGUGGCAACUUUUAAUUGUUAACUGGUUGUUUAAAAGCAAAAUCACAGACCUCUAAUUUGACUGAGGCAGUGUUAAAAUCUCUUUGCAGCACAGAUGUUAAUUUGUAGCUGCACAGAAAAAGGUAGGGAAUCAUUAAAGCUACGGGCUGCGUGAGUGGUUCAACUACCAGCUAUAUAAGCUAACCAAUAUCAUACAUUGUGAUCACAAGUUAGCUUUAUUUCAAUUUAGCCAAAUUGAGAUUCAUCAUCUUUCAACUCCUGUUAAAUCUUCAAAAAUCACUUAAAAUGAUGUAUGGCUAACUUCCUGCCUAUUAAACAAUAGGCAGAGCUAAACAUGAUAGUUUUAUUUUUGUGAUAAGAAGGUUGCAGGAGAUGCUUUUUAAACUACACAACUGCUUGGAAAAUGAGUAGCCCAUUAACCUAAUAGCUGAUUUUUUUGUCAUUUCAACCCACAAUUUAAAGAUGAUGAUAUUUUGUUUCAUCAGAGGAUAAAUAGGUUAAAUUGUUUGCUGUAUCCUCACAUUCUGCUGGUUUGCACAGCCUUUCCCCAGUGAACGCAUAGCGUUGCAUGUUACUGACAUGUUGCACUAGUUUACUAGUUUGCUGAACUAGACACACGUGUGACAGAAUCUAGCAAAUGAACUAGUGAAUGAAAAGUCCGCAGGGGACUUUAAACCUCUGGCAGCCAUAUUGGACAACCUCAGCUGCUAUAGGCUGAAUGUGUUUCUAUGAAUGAAACAAAUCCGUCUAAAACGAAAAUUCUCUAGAGUCAUUUGAUUUAAAUGUGUUAUUAUUAUCACUGUGAACUAAUAAUUUCUUUUUGUGUUGAACAUGUCGCCUCGUUAUCAUCCGCUGUUGUUUUGUAAAACACAUUUUGGAAGAGACAAGGAAUAAAAACAAGACAUUUGAGUUACUAUUCUGCCUUAUAGAUAAACCAGAGCGUGUAGCUACAGAUUGGAGUCAAAACAGCAAAGCCUAUAAAACGUUUUUAAGAUCUAAAUGUGACUUUUUACUUCUUAUUUUUCUGUUUAGUUUAUGGUUAUUUUCUGUUCUGAAUCUAUCUGAAAAAGCUUAGUUACUUAGUUUCAGUAGAGUCGGCCCUGGAUUCUGGUCAGAACCAGCUGAGGCUCCUUUUUAACUCUACUGUAGAUUAAAAUAGAUUAAACUGAUAUAUGUAUACCAACAUAUGUACUUUACACUUUUUUUUUUAUUAAACAUAAACAGUUUUAAUAUGUUCUAUGAUUUUUUGGGGGUUGUGUUUUAAUGAUAUAAUUCAAAGACUACUGGAAAAAAAGAUGAACUGUUAGUGAGUUGUAUCUAAAAGUGAAGGAGCUGGUUGCAUGAAGAAUGAUUCAAUACAUGUGAUUGGUAUUUGCCAGAUUUUUGGGCUUGUGGUCCUGCAACUACUUCUCUUCCUGAAGUCUAAACACAAAACCAUGGAUGUUUGACUUUGACUCCCGAGUUUUUGUUUCAGGAAAAGCUAAAUCCGUCGUAGAGCUCCUUCUAUGUUAACCAACAUGUAUCACACUAACACUCAUUUAGUACUUAGUUACUUAACACUUUUUUAUCACUAGGAAGUUUUAGGACUCUUCAUUGUUUUGCCUGACAAUCAAAGCUUCUUAUUUCUCUUCUGGUGCUGCUUACGACACACAUUACACAGGUCAGAGAUAAAUAUUGGCACAUUAAACACAUCAGGCUUCACAUGAAUAAAAACAGGCUUCUGUUAAAGGUUCAGUGUGAAGGAUUUAGUGACAUCUAUUGGUCAGGUUGCAUGUUGCAGCUGAAUGCCCCUCACUUUUACUCUCCCCUUGAAAGAGAACCUGUGGUAGCCUUCAGUUGUCAUAAAAACUCAAAAGGUGUUUAGUUUGUCUGGUCUGGGCUACUGUAAAAAAACAUGGCGGCCUCCGUAGAGAGGACGCACUCCUGAUUUAAAUAUAAAGUAUUUAAAUACAAAGGGCUCAUUCAAGGGUAAAGAAAACCACAAUUUGUACAGUUUAGAUGAAUCACACAGGUGAUUACCUUAUAUAACAUUUCAGCUAAUAGAUCCCUUUCACCUAAAUCUUACACACUGGACCAUUAAACCCUGUUUCUAAGCGUGAUUUAGUUUCUCAGUUGUUUCAAGCAUUGACUUUAAAGUUUGUAAUAUCUUAUUCCACUGCAGCGUCAUUUCAUUCAGCAUUAACUUCAAUUUAUUGCUGAUAAUCUUUCUUUCAAAACCUGACUUCUCCGUUGUAACGCCAUUAGGCUUUUCCACUGGCAGGAGAGGAAAAAAAGAAAAACCCCACGAUUAUUCUGCUCUCAGAUGUGCCAUUUUAACCGCUCCUCUGACCUCAGUUUCCGCUCACACUCUAACUGCUUUGCUUUUCCUCCAAACCACACAUGCAGCAUGUGACUGCGGAGGGUCUGUACAUUAUGAGGCUGAGAGGUGAUUUGCGAAAGAACAACUCAACAACUCAGAUUCGGCCAUGGACCACUUCAGCCCUCGAUAUGUUUCUGGCUCUGCUCCCAGCAUCAUAAAUCUCUGUUCAUUUUACUUAAGUCACAUUUUUAUCACACCUGGAUCACUUAAAUAAUGCAUAGACCUUUUUAUAUGCUGUUCUAGAAACCCUGUAUUUUUCAUGCAUAUCUGUCAUCAUCUAGACUGUAUAGGCGUUGUGUUUUCUCAGCCGUAAAUCCCCUGACUUUUGCAGGUGAUAUAUUCUCAUUUACAUUUGUGCUCGGCCUCGGUGCAAAGCUCAGCCCAGGCCUUCCCACAGCCUUAUAUGUUUAGGUCAUAUUUCAAUGCAGGGCUCUGCUAAACUUUCCUCCUCUAACCUCCAGUAAGGCUGCUGCAGUUUAACCUCUAUUGCCUCCCCUUCCUUUCUUAAGCUACAAGCUUCUGUCCUCGCACCACAACUACUGUACCUUUUUUGUAAGAAUAUAUAUUCCUGUUUCACGUCAUUUUACAAAAAAAUAAAAAAACUUCUAACAAGGCCAGUGGCGUCACUACAUCUGAAAUCAAGUCAUGCUGCUAGGAAAUAAUUUAUGUAAUCUGUGUUUUUGUCAAAGUAAUUUUGGAUCUGUAUCAUAAAAUGGCACAUUUUUUCUAUUAAACCAACAAUAAAGAUGUAACAUGAAAACAA